Messenger RNA from Carassius gibelio (silver crucian carp), 3005 nucleotides. Its product is annotated as ankyrin repeat domain-containing protein SOWAHB. Bases 125 to 2392 code for a protein of 755 amino acids. The record is from RefSeq and is a predicted model, not a curated record. The transcript is spliced from 2 exons. Gene Ontology annotation, molecular function: protein binding. NCBI's taxonomy places the organism in Eukaryota, Metazoa, Chordata, Actinopteri, Cypriniformes, Cyprinidae.
GUAUGCAGGUGGAACUGAGAGGAGCAAGUGGGCGGAGUUAAAAUCUCAACAGGCGAAACCGCUUGUCAGCUCCUUCAGUUCAGUUUGAUUGCGCGAAAACACGAGAGAUUCACACGGUGUGAGCAUGGCCACCGACUUCACACAAGACUCCGUGCUGCGCUUCAUCGUCAACAACGGCGGGACGGUGCGAAACGCGGAUUUGUUAACGCACUUCAAGCGGUUUCUGCGGGAGGACGAGGAGAGGGAGCAGAACCGGGAGUUGUUUAAGAGGUAUGUGAACACCGUGGCGACUGUGAGGCAGGAGGAAGGGGUGUCUCAUGUUGUUUUGAGAAAAAAAUACCGUAUGCAUCUCGGAGACGUCGCUAAGAACCGCGAGCCGGUAGGAGACUCAAAACAAGCCUUGACUGGGAAACCACAAGCUGCUUUGACCAUCCCGAAUCACGUCGAAAUCCUGCCAGUUGCUGGUAUCCUCACCACCACCACCACCACCAACAACAACAACAACAACGAUUCUACUCCCAGUUUUGGGAAAGCUGUCAGAACUUCAUCACCUCAUGGGAGGGUACAACCUUCAGUAUCUACUUCCUGUGAGAAACAGGUUAACGACACCUGCCCUUUGAAACCAGCCCCAUCUGACACGGACAGUCGCUCGAAUGGGAGCGGCCAGAGCUAUGAACAACAGCCAUGGGAGGUGAAAGCAACCAGGGAGGCGAAAGCAACCAGGGAGGCAACAGAGCAGGAGCACAACAGUGUUUACGUUGCCAAACAGAGACAAUUAAAGGAAGCAGAUGGUUGUGAGCAAUCCAUCGUCAACCCUGCGCAUUGUGCUUACUACGAGGUUAAAGUGUCGCCUACCGUUGAAAAGAAAAGCACCCCAGACAUUCACAUUAAAGAAUGGCCUAUGGACUCGCCCCUUGGACAGUCUCACAUAUACAAGUCUUCACCUUGCCUUCUGGACCGUCCUGUUUCUCCACACAUACACACCCAGACGUACAACCAAGCUGGCUUAAGCCAAAGCAAUGAUAGUCUACUACGACCAAACGGACGGUUCAAUGGAUUUCCGAUCCAGGAGCGGGACGAAUAUGAGCCUCACGGCUUGUUCGUUGAUGAUCCUGCAAUGUACCUGCAGGUCCGUCGUCCAUCGAGUCUAUCCUCAAGUCGUGAUAGCGUCUCAAUCCCAUCCCCUACUUCUACUCCACCUGACACCGGUUGGCCGCAUGGCAAUGAGUGGUCCAGCGACCAGGGACUUGUCCCAGGAGAAGAUGGGAACGAUGUACGCGCUUUCCUGCGUCGCACUCAGGAAGCACGACUGCUUUUGCAACUCCACCAACAGAGUCGCUCCAUCACACCCAUGCAUCAUUCGAUGGGUCACCUCGUCGACGAGGACUCGAGAGCGUCUACACGAAGCAGUUCUCCAGAGACCCGUCACGGACCCAUCGUCCGCCGCUUGACGUCCCGCCUGCAGAGUCGCAUGUGCCGGAGUCUCGGGGAAAACCUUGAUCAGCCGUUCCCAGAGGACAACAUCUCAGCGCGGCAGAACCGUCUCCAGCUGCUGUCCUCGACUCUAAGCAUGGGAAACUUAAUCUCGCAGUCCUCUAGUCGAGGACAAAGUUUCAGAGACCUUUCAUCGCCUGCUGGAUCCACACGAAGCUUAUCAACCUCCGUGCACGAUGGUUCCUUCAGCAGCAAACAUUACUCCAUCCCUCUUGACACCAGAGAACAUGACUGGUUUGUCAAAGCGGCAUCAGGCACAUGGACCGACAUCUACGCUCUCUUCCGAGAUGACCCGAACCUCUUGAGCAAGCGAGACUUCAUAUCCGGCUUCACCGUCGUCCACUGGAUCGCCAAACACGGGGACCAUCGCGUCUUAAACACACUGUCAUACGGCGUCGACAAAGUCGGGAUGACUCUGGAUGUCAACGCAAAGACUUUGGGUGGCUACACGCCGCUUCACCUGGCCGCCAUUCAUGGCCAUAAGAAACUCAUUCGGCUCCUGGUGCAAAAGUUCAAAGCUGAUGUGCAGAUUAGGGACAGCAGUGGAAAGAGACCGUGGCAAUAUCUCAGCAAAGACGAACAACGGGACAUCUUAGAGCUUCUAGGCGCAUCACAAAAACGCAUUAGUGGUAGUCCAGCAAUGCCAGCAAACCUGUCCACAAGACCUGCGACGACCAAGGGACAACUUUGUUCCAGUGCCCUGUAUUUGUUUUUAUCCUUGAGCUCUGCAGGUGUAGGAAACUCUUUCUGCCCCGUUGUUGUACUUAAUCUAGGAAACUAUGUAAGCAUUUCAAUCUCAUUUACGGUUUUAGUUUUUUCAUGUUGGGAUGCUGCAGUUGGUGACUAUCUUCACAUGAUCUCAGACUUUGGUGCUCUCCAGCACUGUCCGCAUUGGUGAUGAAUACCACAGAUAAGCUCCUAGCUGGUUUAGACCGUUUAAUAUUUAACUCACCUUUCCUCCUUAUCUUAAUACGUUGGAAUGAGCAAUAAAGAAAAAAAACCCUUCAAAUUCCAACCCAUUUAUAAGAACAUUUAUUUAUUGCUGAGGAGAUGCCAAAACAACGGCAACUCCCAGACCUUCUUAAGUGCUUAGGUCAAGUUUUCUUUCUUGUUUUUUUUUUUUCUCAGAAUCAUUUUAUAGAGUGAGUUGAAGUGGGAAUGGUAGUUCUCUGUUGGUUUGCAUGCUGGGCUAAACCUGUUUUUGCGUGUUCUGUCUGAUCUGUGAGAUACAGGAUAACAGAGUUUGGGAGAAGAGUUUGGUAUGAUCGGUGGAGCCGGGUGUUUUUCUUUCUCUUUCCCUAUCACAGUUAAACUUUUUUUGUUAUUCCAUGGAAACUUCACGGCUUGGACUGUGGUUAUGAAAUGUUGUGUUUGCUGACACGUUUCGACAUGUCAGUGUGUGUUGGCUGUGUUUAUGCUCUGCAUUGAGUCUUACAUAAUAUUUACAUUUUGUAAUGCACCUUUAUGUUCCAGAGUUAUUAUUUGAAUAAAAGACUUUGACCUUUGUAAAA